AUGACGUCCUCUUGGGCACAAGCGGGUCCCUCGACGCUGGCCGCACCGACGAGCUCUGUACCAUUCCCCAGGCGACAACUGCGUCGUCGUACUGAGCGGCCGACGCCAUUUAUCCUGUCCGACAUUGGGCCCUACACUCAGCUUCACCGUUACUACACCGACCCCGAGCCACUCGCGCACCGGACCGCCUUCGAACUCGGGACGACCGAUUUAUUCGACUUGGUCGACGGCGCGAAUGUCGUGGUGCCACGCGCAGCGACGGUGACACGGCCGAGCUCGCCAGCGCCGACGGCCGACUUCAGUAUAAUUAGCCCUCCGAGCCCGGGCUUCGACGAGUUCCAGUUUGACUGUCAGUACGCAGGGAGUAGGCGCCAUACGCGCUUCCACACCAUCCACGGCCUGCCAUCCUCUCGCUCCGGGAACAAGGGCACGUUGUCGAAGCUGUGGGACGUGCUCGCGUCACCUUCGCGAAAUAAGAAGUCCUCCACCUCCGGCAGGGCAAAUUCCGAGUUUGUGUUCGACCCGCACAUGAGCUACGCCGAUCUGCCGCCUCUGGACGGCGAAGAGGGCGAACUCAUCGACGACGAGGCGUGCGAUAUGGGCUCCGACGGCGCUGGCUUACAGACCGGCAUGGAUAUUCUCACAAGGCUACCUUGUGAAUUGGGCGUGCUGAUUCUACGGCAUCUCGACCUGGCGUCUAUAUUGACGUGCAUGCGCGUAUCCAGCACCUGGCGCAACCUCGCGAAUGACAACGCCGUCUGGCGCGAUCUCUUCUUCCGUCGCGAGGGGUGGCGCAUUGAUCUAUCUCGGGCACUUGCUCGGGGCUGGAAGUUUCCCGACUUGCAGCUUUCGGAUACAAGAAUGGACUACUUCUCUUUCCAGCUCCCGCGCUCGCGAUUGAGUCUGCCGCUUCUGCAGACACAGAACCUGCCGUCGGGUUCGGCCGGCCCUUCGCCCUACGCAACACCAUUAUUCAUGACUCCCGCGCCGCCUACGCCUAUAGUGUUGUCCCCUUCGCCCUUCUCACCCGAGCGUCCACUCUCUGCUGCGUCGGCUACACCGCCCACGACCGCGGCACCCCUGACCCUUCCUUGGCGAACCCUAUACCGCACUCGGCUGACUCUGGACGAGCGCUGGUCCACAGAUUCCUUCGCGCCUACCAAGCUCCGCAUCGCAGGACACGCCAACUCUGUUUAUUGUGCGGCAUUUGACUCGGCUCGCAUCGUCACUGGGGCACGAGACCAUACCGUUCGCGUCUGGAGGGUCGGAGAUGGAGAGCCUCUCGCAGUCCUGAGAGGACAUGUGGGGAGCGUGCUUUGUUUGAAAUUCGAAGAGGAUUGGGAUCUUCAUCAGGACGAGGGGAUCUUAAUUACCGGCAGCAGCGACCGCACUGUACGCGUCUGGGCCCUUCGCGUCGCGGACCGCGAGUCUGGGAAGGUGGAAGGAUAUGAACGUGCAGUCCUCACGGGCCACGAUGGCGGCGUUCUAGACAUCCGCUUCGACGAGCGCUGGAUCGCCAGCUCGUCGAAAGAUAACACCAUUCGAAUCUGGGAUCGACGCACGUUCAAACUGCAUCGCGUAUUGCAAGCGCACGAUGGUCCCGUGAACUCAAUUGCGAUGCAGAAUGGAAAGCUGGUCAGCGCCAGUGGAGAUGGCCGGAUAAUUUUCUGGGAUAUGGAGAAGGGCGAGUGUUUGAGGGUGUUGGAUCACACCCGUGGACACGCGUGCGUCGACUUCAAGGGCGACCUCAUCGUCUCCGGCUCGAACGACAGCAAGAUCAAAGUCUGGUCUGCUUCAACGGGCGCGUGCCUCAGCACGCUCACGGGCCACACCGAUCUUGUACGCGCGCUCGCGUUCGACCCAGAGGCAGGAAAGCUCGUCAGUGCGAGCUACGAUAUGAGCGUGCGCGUGUGGGAUUUGAGGAGCGGGAAGUGUGUGAGGGAGUUCUUGAGGCAUCAAGGGAGCCAUAUCCUUGACGUCAAGUUCGACUGCUGCAAGAUUGUCAGCGUUUCAUACGAUAAGACGAUCCUCGUCACGGACUUCUCGGAGGGGCUGGAUACCAUGUUGUUUGCUUGA
Messenger RNA from Peniophora sp. CBMAI 1063, 2076 nucleotides. NCBI's taxonomy places the organism in Eukaryota, Fungi, Basidiomycota, Agaricomycetes, Russulales, Peniophoraceae. The record is from the annotation of a GenBank genome assembly.